Molecule: messenger RNA, 507 nt
Organism: Magnolia sinica
Lineage: Eukaryota; Viridiplantae; Streptophyta; Magnoliopsida; Magnoliales; Magnoliaceae
Exons: 2
Coding region: 164-469 (101 amino acids)
Source: RefSeq, a predicted model, not a curated record
AUAGGUCUGAGUUGAUGCCGAAUCUGUAACCCAGGCGGAUCAGAGAUGGUGACAGAUUUGAGCAGAUGUCGGAUUUGGUGAGUGAAGGUGGAGAACUGAGCUCGAGCAGUGCCAUUACUUCAGAAGGUGAUGUCAGUGGCUAUCAACAUGCUGCUAUAUCUACAUGGUAUUUGGUCCAUCAAGUUCGUCCAUAGUUCCACAAGGCAUUUGUCCACUGUGGGAUGCAUUUGUGCUCUGUAAAAUUUUUAAAAAUAGUGGACCAGGCCCGAAAAAUGGUGAACAGCAUGGAGCACCAUUUAGAGAAGAAGAUUGGGAUGAUGAUGCGGCAAACAAUUAUUCGUUAUCUGUUCCUCUUGCUGGCUCUAGUUCUCCUUCACCUGGUCCGACAGAUGGCCAAAAUAUGGUCAUGACAAACUGCGCAACUGAGGCUGAGAUAGGGUGUGAUUCAUUGUUGGAACCACAUCCUUGACUGUGUCCUGUUGUUGGCGAGGAGGAUCCUUCUUUACU